This is a messenger RNA of Trypanosoma brucei brucei TREU927, 6882 nucleotides long. RefSeq lists its product as hypothetical. The record is from RefSeq and is a predicted model, not a curated record. NCBI's taxonomy places the organism in Eukaryota, Euglenozoa, Kinetoplastea, Trypanosomatida, Trypanosomatidae. The transcript has a single exon. Bases 1 to 6882 code for a protein of 2293 amino acids.
AUGAGUUUCAAGGACGCUCAGUUAAUAGAAAACACGAGCGAUAUCGAAGGCAGUCGAAGGACUAUAGAAGCGCGAAUUGGAAAUUCGCUUAGGGAUGCACAGUACAAACUCACAAGCAGCGCUGCGCAUGACUUACCAGAAGCCAUGGCCGAUAUUUACAUGGCGCUGACAUCACUGACAGCGUACCUUUCGUUACCUAACGGCUCACCCAAAGCAGCUGCAACGGCAAACCGCAUCGCUAAGCUGUGGCGUACCAUAAUUUAUUAUUACAAGCGCCGAGAGGGACUUGCUCCAGAGAGCACCGCUGGCAGCUCAGCACCUAGCGAGACAGACGCAAUGGAUCACACGCUUUCUCCGCACACAAUGCAGCAGGGUUUUACUACUUAUAAAGACACAGAUGUUAACCUUGAACACUUGCGAGAAGAAUUCCACAAAACGAAGUGUGAGCGCGAUAGCACGGUAAAGGAACUAGAAAGCGUCCGACAAAAGCUUCAAAACUAUGAAGAAAAUUCACAACUAACGGCAAUCCUGCAAAAUGAACACGAAAGAAUACAACAGGAAAAUAGUGCAUUAAAGGCAGCACUACACGAACAUGAAAGGAAACUUCAACGAUCCACAACACAGCUACAACAAUCUCAACUCACACUACAAGAAAAGGAAAUAGAAAUGACAAAAACCAAAGAAGAGUACGAACGACGUUUACGAGAAAUAAAAAUAAAAGAAAAUAAUAUAGACAAAGAAGAACAGGCAGCUUUACGAGAAAACAUAAAGAUACUGCAUCAAACACUAAGAGACAUGAUACAAAAUACGGAAGCCGCAGAAGUCAAACAAGGCACUCUAACUCUCGCAGAUAUUCAAACAAGCCACCAAGAACAAAUAAUAGCAAUGAAACUAACAUUAGCGGCACAGUGCGAAAGGGAACAGGAACUUUCAAACAUCAUUAAGGCAAAAGAGCAGCAACACCAUAAACACAUUGAAAACUUAAAUACGAAAAAACAAAAUGAACAAAAAAAAUAUAAAGAAAAACUUUCAACUCUUGAAAUAGCUAUGGAGGAACAGCGUGUUCGAUACACCCAUGAGGUGGAAUCACUUCGUACUGAAUUACAAAAUGAGCGUGAACGUGUACAGGCGUCUGAGAAAGUUGCACAAGAGAACCAUGAAGGUAUGGAGAAAUUGCAUCGGGAACAACUUUUAGCUCUUGAAAUAGCUAUGGAGGAACAGCGUGUUCGAUACACCCAUGAGGUGGAAUCACUUCGUACUGAAUUACAAAAUGAGCGUGAACGUGUACAGGCGUCUGAGAAAGUUGCACAAGAGAACCAUGAAGGUAUGGAGAAAUUGCAUCGGGAACAACUUUUAGCUCUUGAAAUAGCUAUGGAGGAACAGCGUGUUCGAUACACCCAUGAGGUGGAAUCACUUCGUACUGAAUUACAAAAUGAGCGUGAACGUGUACAGGCGUCUGAGAAAGUUGCACAAGAGAACCAUGAAGGUAUGGAGAAAUUGCAUCGGGAACAACUUUCAACUCUUGAAAUAGCUAUGGAGGAACAGCGUGUUCGAUACACCCAUGAGGUGGAAUCACUUCGUACUGAAUUACAAAAUGAGCGUGAACGUGUACAGGCGUCUGAGAAAGUUGCACAAGAGAACCAUGAAGGUAUGGAGAAAUUGCAUCGGGAACAACUUUUAGCUCUUGAAAUAGCUAUGGAGGAACAGCGUGUUCGAUACACCCAUGAGGUGGAAUCACUUCGUACUGAAUUACAAAAUGAGCGUGAACGUGUACAGGCGUCUGAGAAAGUUGCACAAGAGAACCAUGAAGGUAUGGAGAAAUUGCAUCGGGAACAACUUUUAGCUCUUGAAAUAGCUAUGGAGGAACAGCGUGUUCGAUACACCCAUGAGGUGGAAUCACUUCGUACUGAAUUACAAAAUGAGCGUGAACGUGUACAGGCGUCUGAGAAAGUUGCACAAGAGAACCAUGAAGGUAUGGAGAAAUUGCAUCGGGAACAACUUUUAGCUCUUGAAAUAGCUAUGGAGGAACAGCGUGUUCGAUACACCCAUGAGGUGGAAUCACUUCGUACUGAAUUACAAAAUGAGCGUGAACGUGUACAGGCGUCUGAGAAAGUUGCACAAGAGAACCAUGAAGGUAUGGAGAAAUUGCAUCGGGAACAACUUUUAGCUCUUGAAAUAGCUAUGGAGGAACAGCGUGUUCGAUACACCCAUGAGGUGGAAUCACUUCGUACUGAAUUACAAAAUGAGCGUGAACGUGUACAGGCGUCUGAGAAAGUUGCACAAGAGAACCAUGAAGGUAUGGAGAAAUUGCAUCGGGAACAACUUUUAGCUCUUGAAAUAGCUAUGGAGGAACAGCGUGUUCGAUACACCCAUGAGGUGGAAUCACUUCGUACUGAAUUACAAAAUGAGCGUGAACGUGUACAGGCGUCUGAGAAAGUUGUACAAGAGAACCAUGAAGGUAUGGAGAAAUUGCAUCGGGAACAACUUUUAGCUCUUGAAAUAGCUAUGGAGGAACAGCGUGUUCGAUACACCCAUGAGGUGGAAUCACUUCGUACUGAAUUACAAAAUGAGCGUGAACGUGUACAGGCGUCUGAGAAAGUUGCACAAGAGAACCAUGAAGGUAUGGAGAAAUUGCAUCGGGAACAACUUUUAGCUCUUGAAAUAGCUAUGGAGGAACAGCGUGUUCGAUACACCCAUGAGGUGGAAUCACUUCGUACUGAAUUACAAAAUGAGCGUGAACGUGUACAGGCGUCUGAGAAAGUUGCACAAGAGAACCAUGAAGGUAUGGAGAAAUUGCAUCGGGAACAACUUUCAACUCUUGAAAUAGCUAUGGAGGAACAGCGUGUUCGAUACACCCAUGAGGUGGAAUCACUUCGUACUGAAUUACAAAAUGAGCGUGAACGUGUACAGGCGUCUGAGAAAGUUGCACAAGAGAACCAUGAAGGUAUGGAGAAAUUGCAUCGGGAACAACUUUUAGCUCUUGAAAUAGCUAUGGAGGAACAGCGUGUUCGAUACACCCAUGAGGUGGAAUCACUUCGUACUGAAUUACAAAAUGAGCGUGAACGUGUACAGGCGUCUGAGAAAGUUGCACAAGAGAACCAUGAAGGUAUGGAGAAAUUGCAUCGGGAACAACUUUCAACUCUUGAAAUAGCUAUGGAGGAACAGCGUGUUCGAUACACCCAUGAGGUGGAAUCACUUCGUACUGAAUUACAAAAUGAGCGUGAACGUGUACAGGCGUCUGAGAAAGUUGCACAAGAGAACCAUGAAGGUAUGGAGAAAUUGCAUCGGGAACAACUUUUAGCUCUUGAAAUAGCUAUGGAGGAACAGCGUGUUCGAUACACCCAUGAGGUGGAAUCACUUCGUACUGAAUUACAAAAUGAGCGUGAACGUGUACAGGCGUCUGAGAAAGUUGCACAAGAGAACCAUGAAGGUAUGGAGAAAUUGCAUCGGGAACAACUUUCAACUCUUGAAAUAGCUAUGGAGGAACAGCGUGUUCGAUACACCCAUGAGGUGGAAUCACUUCGUACUGAAUUACAAAAUGAGCGUGAACGUGUACAGGCGUCUGAGAAAGUUGCACAAGAGAACCAUGAAGGUAUGGAGAAAUUGCAUCGGGAACAACUUUUAGCUCUUGAAAUAGCUAUGGAGGAACAGCGUGUUCGAUACACCCAUGAGGUGGAAUCACUUCGUACUGAAUUACAAAAUGAGCGUGAACGUGUACAGGCGUCUGAGAAAGUUGCACAAGAGAACCAUGAAGGUAUGGAGAAAUUGCAUCGGGAACAACUUUUAGCUCUUGAAAUAGCUAUGGAGGAACAGCGUGUUCGAUACACCCAUGAGGUGGAAUCACUUCGUACUGAAUUACAAAAUGAGCGUGAACGUGUACAGGCGUCUGAGAAAGUUGCACAAGAGAACCAUGAAGGUAUGGAGAAAUUGCAUCGGGAACAACUUUUAGCUCUUGAAAUAGCUAUGGAGGAACAGCGUGUUCGAUACACCCAUGAGGUGGAAUCACUUCGUACUGAAUUACAAAAUGAGCGUGAACGUGUACAGGCGUCUGAGAAAGUUGCACAAGAGAACCAUGAAGGUAUGGAGAAAUUGCAUCGGGAACAACUUUCAACUCUUGAAAUAGCUAUGGAGGAACAGCGUGUUCGAUACACCCAUGAGGUGGAAUCACUUCGUACUGAAUUACAAAAUGAGCGUGAACGUGUACAGGCGUCUGAGAAAGUUGCACAAGAGAACCAUGAAGGUAUGGAGAAAUUGCAUCGGGAACAACUUUUAGCUCUUGAAAUAGCCAUGGAGGAACAGCGUGUUCGAUACACCCAUGAGGUGGAAUCACUUCGUACUGAAUUACAAAAUGAGCGUGAACGUGUACAGGCGUCUGAGAAAGUUGCACAAGAGAACCAUGAAGGUAUGGAGAAAUUGCAUCGGGAACAACUUUCAACUCUUGAAAUAGCUAUGGAGGAACAGCGUGUUCGAUACACCCAUGAGGUGGAAUCACUUCGUACUGAAUUACAAAAUGAGCGUGAACGUGUACAGGCGUCUGAGAAAGUUGCACAAGAGAACCAUGAAGGUAUGGAGAAAUUGCAUCGGGAACAACUUUUAGCUCUUGAAAUAGCUAUGGAGGAACAGCGUGUUCGAUACACCCAUGAGGUGGAAUCACUUCGUACUGAAUUACAAAAUGAGCGUGAACGUGUACAGGCGUCUGAGAAAGUUGCACAAGAGAACCAUGAAGGUAUGGAGAAAUUGCAUCGGGAACAACUUUUAGCUCUUGAAAUAGCUAUGGAGGAACAGCGUGUUCGAUACACCCAUGAGGUGGAAUCACUUCGUACUGAAUUACAAAAUGAGCGUGAACGUGUACAGGCGUCUGAGAAAGUUGCACAAGAGAACCAUGAAGGUAUGGAGAAAUUGCAUCGGGAACAACUUUCAACUCUUGAAAUAGCUAUGGAGGAACAGCGUGUUCGAUACACCCAUGAGGUGGAAUCACUUCGUACUGAAUUACAAAAUGAGCGUGAACGUGUACAGGCGUCUGAGAAAGUUGCACAAGAGAACCAUGAAGGUAUGGAGAAAUUGCAUCGGGAACAACUUUCAACUCUUGAAAUAGCUAUGGAGGAACAGCGUGUUCGAUACACCCAUGAGGUGGAAUCACUUCGUACUGAAUUACAAAAUGAGCGUGAACGUGUACAGGCGUCUGAGAAAGUUGCACAAGAGAACCAUGAAGGUAUGGAGAAAUUGCAUCGGGAACAACUUUUAGCUCUUGAAAUAGCUAUGGAGGAACAGCGUGUUCGAUACACCCAUGAGGUGGAAUCACUUCGUACUGAAUUACAAAAUGAGCGUGAACGUGUACAGGCGUCUGAGAAAGUUGUACAAGAGAACCAUGAAGGUAUGGAGAAAUUGCAUCGGGAACAACUUUUAACUCUUGAGAUAGCUAUGGAGGAACAGCGUGUUCGAUACACCCAUGAGGUGGAAUCACUUCGUACUGAAUUACAAAAUGAGCGUGAACGUGUACAGGCGUCUGAGAAAGUUGUACAAGAGAACCAUGAAGGUAUGGAGAAAUUGCAUCGGGAACAACUUUCAACUCUUGAGAUAGCUAUGGAGGAACAGCGUGUUCGAUACACCCAUGAGGUGGAAUCACUUCGUACUGAAUUACAAAAUGAGCGUGAACGUGUACAGGCGUCUGAAAUGUGCGUAACGCGUUUGGUGGAUAUAGGGAAGGAACAGUACUGUUGCGAAGUUGAUGUUGAUGUUGUUGAUAUGUCUCGUCGUUUAUUUGUGGAUGAUAUGAAAAUAUCCUUUUGUUCGGAUGAAGAACAGUUGGUGAAUACUGUUUUUAGUCAGUUUUCUUGUUCUGAUCGUGGCGUUUUCUCUUUGGUUGGUUGCCCUGCUGUGUCGUCUUUUCGUCGUGGUUCUGUUGCGAAGCAACUGCGUGUUGGUGUUCGUAACGUGCUUGACAAGUUGCGUUCGUUUGAAUUUGACGUAUCGGAUGCUGUUGUGCUUUCUCAGCAGCGUAUGUUGUUUAUCCAGAAUGUUACAAAAAAGUUAGGUAUUGUUCCAGGUGCGAAAUUAUCUGUUGAUGAUAAAUUUUAUUCUCCCGUGACGUCGAAAUCUAAAUGCUCUGCGCCCGAGUUGCCGUUUUCCUUUGGACCCUUGAAGGCUCUUUGCGAUGUUGUUGGUGUUGGACUUCAAAGAGCGAUUUCAUUUACAGCUGUAUGGGAUGAAGAGAGCAGGCGGCUGGUUGAGGUCGUUGAAGCGCUACGCCACAAUAUCUUGGUAGUGGCGUCUCUUUGCUCGUGGUAUUCCCAACGCUUCGAUGCUUGGGGGAAACUGACGGGUUUCACUGUUGCAAAGUUAACUGUAGCUUUGCAGAAACUUCAGUACUGCUUGCUGAGGUCGUUACCCCUUAACGUUUGUGACGCUCCCAUUUUUGAGGCGUGUUUCCUCCUUGUGAACGACUCAAGGAAGACGCUUUGUGGUAUCGGUCAGAAGCUUACAGCCACUGCUGAUACUCCAUUGAGCUCAUCCUGUUCAGUAGAUGGUGGGGCUGGCAUUGCUUCUUCGGUACUUCUUAGUAAAUAUCGUAAACAGCAAGAAGUCAGGCCUCCAGUUACGUUGGACGCUGCAACUUUACCGCAGCUACCGUUUUUAUUAUCCAGUAGAGAUGGGGAAGAUGUUUCCACACCGAUUAAGUCCCGCGAUAACGCAACAGUGAAUGGUCGCAGCGACGAAAAGUUUGAUGGCUAUACUAAUCCAUUUGGCGUGACACCCAGCGGUUGCGGGGCUAAAUUUGGCCCCGUUGAAGAAGGUACCACUGUAGAAGCUGCUGCGGAAGGACGGCAAGGGCCGUUCAAGAAGAAGCAACGGCGCGAGUUGAGACUUAAAUUCAUAGGAUAA